Messenger RNA from Contarinia nasturtii (swede midge), 2720 nucleotides. It is a transcript of the gene Prp40, whose product is annotated as pre-mRNA-processing factor 40 homolog A. The coding region runs from base 130 to 2556 and encodes 808 amino acids. Gene Ontology annotation, molecular function: RNA binding; protein binding. The record is from RefSeq and is a predicted model, not a curated record. The transcript is spliced from 9 exons. NCBI's taxonomy places the organism in Eukaryota, Metazoa, Arthropoda, Insecta, Diptera, Cecidomyiidae. Gene Ontology annotation, cellular component: U1 snRNP; U2-type prespliceosome. Gene Ontology annotation, biological process: mRNA cis splicing, via spliceosome.
UUUAAUUACAAAUAGACUCUUACUGUGUACGAGGCAUUUUUUGUGUUUUAUGAACAUUUACGUGGUUUAUUACAAAUAAAUACUCACAAAACUAUUCGGAAUUGUGUGUAAAAGCUAAUGAAAUAGGAAAUGAAUAUUCCGCCGGGAAACGUUCAACCAAUGCCGAUGGCAGGAAAUGGUUUUCCCGUUCCGGUGUUUAGUAUGCCACCGCCGGGGUUUCCACCACAAACAACUUGUGAGUGGUCUGAGCAUAAAUCACCGGAUGGUCGUACCUAUUAUUAUAACAGCAUUACCAAGCAAAGUGCUUGGGAAAAGCCAGAUGAACUGAAAACAAAUGCUGAAAAAUUAUUAUCUGCUUGCCCGUGGAAAGAGUAUUGUUCUGAUAAUGGAAAAGUCUAUUAUUACCAUGUGACAACGAAAGAAUCACGAUGGGACAUUCCAUCCGAACUAGAAGAAAUUAAAAACAAAAUUGCCGAAGACGAACGGGCAGCAAAUGCGGCACGGGCAAUGGCAGCAUUGACAUCGUCAACGAUGUCUGGUGUUUUUCCUCCAAUUGCGGCUGCAAUGCCAAUGAUUCCACCAAUGGCCAGUGUCCCUCCAAUUCUCCAAACAAAAGUCAAUACAUCAAAUCCAAGUUCGCCAGCAGAAAAUGGAGUUGACUCCAAUGAAAAUUCAUCAUCUGCAUUAGAUCAAGCAAUGGCAGCCACUCUGGCCGCCAUUGAAGUCCCUGAACCACAAGAUAAAAAUGAUGUUGAUGCUGACGUCAAUAAAUCAAUUCCAAGUCCAGACCAGCCAAAAGUUGAAUUCAAAGAUAAAAAAGAAGCGGUUGAAGCAUUCAAAGAGCUGCUUAGAGAAAAGAAUAUACCAUCGAAUUCAACGUGGGAUAAUUGUAUGAAGAUUAUUUCGAAAGAUCCACUUUAUGCAAAUUUUAAGAAUUUAAAUGAAAGAAAACAAGCGUUCAAUUCGUACAAAGCACAAAAAUUAAAAGAUGAACGUGAAGAGCAGCGUCUCAGAGCGAAAAAAGCAAAAGAAGAUUUAGAAAAAUUUCUCAUGAACUGUGACAAAAUAUCAUCGAGCACAAAAUAUUACAAAUGUGACGAGAUUUUUGCCAAUCAGAAAAUUUGGACGAAUGUACCCGAUCAAGAUCGUCGUGAUAUUUAUGAGGAUUGUAUGUUUAAUUUAGCUAAGCGUGAAAAAGAAGAGGCACGAGUGAUGAAAAAACGAAAUAUGCGAGUUUUAUCGGAAGUGCUUGAAUCAAUGACAUCAAUUACUUACCAAACGACUUGGUCAGAAGCUCAAGUUAUGUUACUCGAAAAUUCUGCAUUUAAAAAUGACGUCAAUUUACUUGGAAUGGAUAAAGAAGAUGCACUAAUUGUAUUUGAAGAACAUAUACGAACUCAAGAGCGCGAAGAGAUUGAAGAAAAAGAUCAUGAAAAGAAACGAACCAAACGAUUGCAACGUAAAAGCCGUGAUGCAUUUUUGGCAUUGCUGGAUUCAUUGCAUGAAGAAGGAAAGCUUACUUCAAUGUCUUUGUGGGUUGAGUUAUAUCCAUUGAUUUCAGCCGAUCUGAGAUUUUCUGCAAUGCUCGGUCAACCAGGAUCGACGCCACUAGAUUUAUUUAAAUAUUAUGUAGAAAAUCUCAAAGCCAGAUUCCACGACGAGAAGAAAAUCAUUAAAGAAAUUCUAAAAGAGUCCGAUUUUACGGUCAAGGCUGACACAACUUUCGAACAGUUUGCAACGGUUGUAUGCGAAGAUAAGCGGUCAGCAUCACUGGAUGCUGGAAAUGUUAAACUAACUUACAAUGCAAUGCUUGAGAAAGCUGAAGCAAUUCAAAAAGAACGUAUGCGCGAAGAAUCGAAACGAUUGCGCAAACUUGAGAAUGAACUGAAGCAAAAUUGGCUUGAUGCCGGUCUCACAUCUGAAUCCAGUUGGGAAACAGCGAAGAAAGUGGUUAUCAACACAGAAACAUAUGAUGCAUAUGAAAAAGAGGGAUCAGCUGAAAACCUAUGGGAAGAUUUUAUUCGCGAAAGUGAAGAUUUGUGCACACACCAUCAUUCAAAAUCGAAAAAGAAUAAGAAGAAUAAAAAACAUAAGAAACGCUCACGAUCGAGCUCGAAAUCGGGUUCUGAACAGUCGGACGUCGAAUAUGAAAAAGUAAAAAAAUCGAAACGAUCAAGGUCACGUUCCCGAUCCACCAGCACGAUAAGUUCAUCUAGUGAAAAACGAAAGAAGUCCAAAAAGAAGAAGCACCGCAAACACUCCCGAUCGGUAUCAUACGAGUCACCAAUGCAUGUGCAAUCGUCCGAUAAAUUUUCGCCGAUGCUUGAACCGCUAUCACCAACAACACCAGAAAAAAAGAAAAAGAAGAAGGAUAAAAAGAAAAAGGACAAAGAACGAAGGCGAUCAAUAAGCGGAACACCACCUCCAAUAUCUACAUCAAAUCGAGAUGAUUCACCGUCGACCAAAAACACUGACGAUCAAGCGCUUAGCGAAUCUGAAUUGGAAUCAAGACGAGCUGCCCUAUUGGCCCAGCUUAAUAUGCAAAUCGAUGAAUAGCAAAUCGCAUAAAAUUAUUUCUAUCAUUUGUAUAUGAUAUACUUGCGCAAAUUUUUAAUGUCAUAAUUCCAAUCAAUUUCCGUAUCGCUUACCAAAAUUAGUCAAAAUAAACAACAAAAAAAACCAUCAUGUAUAAGAAAAUAAUUCGGUUUUUUUUUCAAAUA